CCAUUCUUAGUCUAACCCAAACCCAAUAGCUCCUCCCACCUCACCAAACGCAUCCCGCCAUUACCAGACACUCUCCCUCGCUCUGCAAUAAUGCCGGUGACCAUACGUCGCCUUCUCACCGCCACUCUCAGAACCCCGAAUAUUCUCUCUCAUCCACGCCCAGCUCUCUCCUCUCGCCAAGUAAUCCCCCAAUGCUCAUUUCCGCUCACCCACCCGUCACUCUACCACCGCCUCCUGUCCUCCUCAUCCACCGAAAACCCUAACCCUCCAAACCCGCUCAGAACCCGAACCCCACUAGAAAAGCAAUUCGAGACAUGGGUCCAUAAGCUCAAACCCGGGUUCGGGCCACUCGAAGUCAAGGAGGCCCUGCAAGCCCAAUCGGACCCGGAUCUCGCCCUCGACAUUUUCCGGUGGACUGCCCAGCAGCGCAACUACAAGCACAACCAGGCCACCUACCUCACCAUGGUCAAAAUCCUAAUCAACGGCAAGAGAUUCCGGCAGGCCGAAACCCUAGUGGAAGAGGUAAUCGCCGGAGCUUGUGAAAUUAGCGUGCCUCUUUAUAAUUCCAUGAUUCGAUUUUGCUGCGGAAGAAAGAUGCUUUUCAAUCGUGCGUUUGAUAUUUAUAAGAAAAUGUUGAACUCUGAGGAUUGUAAACCCAAUCUUGAAACUUAUGCUCUGCUAUUGAACUCAUUGCUUAGGAGGUUUAAUAAUAUGCAUGUGUGCUUUGUGUACCUGCGUGCCGUGCGGUCUUUAUCGAAGCAAAUGAAGGCAUGUGGAGUGAUUCCUGAUACUUUUGUGUUGAAUAUGAUCAUAAAGGCUUAUUCAAAGUGUUUGGAAGUUGAAGAUGCAAUGCAGGUUUUUCGCGAAAUGGGAUUGUAUGGAUGUGAGCCGAAUGCGUAUACUUAUGGUUACAUUGCUAAAGGGUUGUGUGAGAAGGGGAGGGUAGGUCAGGGUUUAGGGUUUUAUAAGGAGAUGAGAGGAAAAGGGUUGGUGCCUACCAGUAGUACAUAUAUGAUUGUGAUUUGCAGUCUUGCUAUGGAACGGAGAUAUGAUGAUGCGAGUCAGGUUGUGCUUGAUAUGUUGAGUAAUUCCAUGUCUCCUGAUUUGUUAACUUAUAAAACGUUAUUGGAAGGAUUGUGCCGGGAUGGGAAGGGUUCCGAGGCGUUUGAUCUACUAGAGGAGUUCAGGAAAGGGGAUAGUAAGAUGGGUGAAAAAACUUACAAGACUUUGUUAAAUGCAUUGCAUUUUGUAAAUGGGGAAUAAUUCAAUACUGGUCCUUUGAGUUCAGUUCAAAUCGUAUAUACCCUAUCCUUGGUUGGAUUCAUAUAUGAGAUUUGAAAUCUUCAAAUAUCAUAUGAGAUGCCCAGUUUUGAUGAUAUGGGCGAUGCACAUUGGAUGUAAUAAUGUGACUUUGGCUGAAGAUGUAUUAGCAUUUAUGUUCUGCUAUGCGUUUUGGCGGCUCUCUUGAAUCAAUAUUCAAGGAUGAGUUGGGAUUGCUCAGAAUGUUAUGGAGGUUAGUUUCUGCAUUUCCAGGAUACAUUAGAAUCGAGGAGAGUAGAGUUUCCUUCUUUUGAUUGCAGUGUAAGAUUGAUACUUGGAAAUCAAACCCAGAGGAUGGCAUUUAUUCAGGUAGACACUAUACUUGUCUAUCUAAUAUGGUCAUGCUACUGAGAUUUGGGAUGUUAUAAGAAGUUGGUUGUAGAACCUUGCAUGGCUUGAAGUUUUGUUGAUCAGUUUUUUAUUCCCUGAAGAGGAUGUUUGUAAGUUUUUUUAUUUUGUUUGACUGAGUUAACAAAAGAGUGUGUAAUCAGCCACAGAUCUUGCCCUUUUAUGAAAGUCCUCAUUUUUAGGUCCUUAGGUGAGCGGGAUUGUAUAUUUCUAACUGAAGUUUACAUCUUUGUUAAGACUUGUCCUUGGCUAAGAGAUGCCCUUACUUCCGAAUAUUCAAUAGCACAGUUUAAUUGAAAUGAAAACACAUGAUUGAUUUAAA
Prunus avium (sweet cherry) is the source of this 1990-nucleotide messenger RNA. The record is from RefSeq and is a predicted model, not a curated record. Lineage: Eukaryota; Viridiplantae; Streptophyta; Magnoliopsida; Rosales; Rosaceae.